Messenger RNA from Fusarium pseudograminearum CS3096, 1704 nucleotides. RefSeq lists its product as uncharacterized. The transcript has a single exon. Gene Ontology annotation, biological process: GPI anchor biosynthetic process. The coding region runs from base 1 to 1704 and encodes 567 amino acids. Lineage: Eukaryota; Fungi; Ascomycota; Sordariomycetes; Hypocreales; Nectriaceae. Gene Ontology annotation, cellular component: endoplasmic reticulum. The record is from RefSeq and is a predicted model, not a curated record.
AUGAACGUCGUGGCUUUUCUCCGCCAUGGCCUGCGCCUGCUGGUGCCGCUCUCGGUAGCUUUCACACUCUACCUCUACCUCUUCCCCGUCAUCCAAGGAUGCGCAUUCCCCGUCGAGUCGCGCGAUAGCCACGAGGCGUACUCCCUGACGAAAAAGUUCCAUUGGCCUUCGAAGCCUUCCGUCGACGAUCAUGCGAAGCUUGCGCCCUUUCGACUGCUUGCGCUGGGCGAUCCCCAGUUGGAGGGCGACACAUCGAUUAUUACAAACUACCUGGGCACGUUCCCCCAUAUCAAGGCCGCCUACAAAAAGGUGACUUUUCAGACGAGCCAUUGGUGCUUCCGCGAGCGAGUUCGACAGAUUAUUCAUGAUAUCGUUGAUGUUUUCAUGGAGGAUCUUCCUUACUGGCUCAUGUCGCAGCGCAAACGGUUCGAUCUUUGGGGCAACGACUUUUACCUGGCGCAUAUCUACCGUCAAGUAAACUGGUGGACCAACCCUACCCACGUGUCGGUGCUGGGCGACCUCGUCGGUAGCCAGUGGAUCGACGACAAGGAGUUUGAGAAGCGAGGCCGACGGUUCUGGAACCGCGUGUUUAAAGGAACCGAGAGGCUUUCGGACGACCUGGCGAAGUACCCGAGUGUCAAUUACACAGUGUCUGGAGUUUUGGAUGGUAGCGAGGAAGAGAAGGUUUGGAAGAAGAGGAUGAUGAAUGUGGCAGGAAACCACGAUAUUGGAUACGCUGGUGACUUGACCGAGGAGCGAUUGGAGCGCUUUGAACGGGUUUUUGGAAAGACAAACUAUGAGCUUCGUUUUGAGCUGCCCAUUACGGAUCCUGAGACGGUGGCUACGCUGUACUCUGACGAAAACCCCGAUUCUACAAGGGUGAUUCCUCAGCUGCGCAUCAUUGGUGUCAACGAUAUGAACCUCGAUACACCGGCCAAGUCUCUUCCUCUCCAGGAUGCUACGUACGGCUUUAUCAACAGCGUCAUUGGGACUUCUGGCGCUGUGCAGUACAAGGGAGAGUUUACCCUUAUUCUCACGCAUAUUCCUAUGUACAAGCCCGAGGGUAUUUGCGUUGACGCACCGCUCUUUGACUUCCACACCACAGCCGAUGGUGGAGGUCUCAAAGAGCAGAACCAGCUCAGCGUUGAUGCCACCCGCGGUUUCUUGGAGGGUAUGUGGGGUAUGAGCGCAAAGAGCAAUGCUCCCGGCAAAGGCUACGGCCGUCCUGGUCUGAUGCUCAACGGCCACGACCACGCAGGUUGCGACACGUACCACUACAUCAACCAAACAAAUGGAACAGACCCCUCGCAGCGCUCAUGGCAAGUCGCUACCUGGUCCGACGCCCAGGCACAGCAGAUCCCAGGCAGCGAGGGCAUCCCCGGUCGUCGCGAGAUCACGGUGCGCAGCAUGAUGGGCGAUUUCGGUGGAAAUGCCGGCCUGCUGAGUCUGUGGUUCGACCAAGAGACGUGGGAGUGGAAAUUCGAGUAUGCUACGUGCCCGCUUGGCAACCAGGUCUUUUGGUGGUUCACCCACAUUUGGGAUGUCUGCGUGUUGGUCUGGGUGGCGCUGUACGCCGUGCUGUCGAAUCUCGAGGGUCGCGGUGUUGAUGUGGAUGGUCGCUUCUACAAAGGCGUUGCGAGGACGAGGGACUUUGUGCUCCGGAGACGAACAAGGGAAGAGAAGAGAACUGUGACGAAGGAGUGA